Molecule: messenger RNA, 1575 nt
Organism: Anopheles gambiae (African malaria mosquito)
Lineage: Eukaryota; Metazoa; Arthropoda; Insecta; Diptera; Culicidae
Product: pre-mRNA-splicing factor RBM22
Exons: 3
Coding region: 214-1539 (441 amino acids)
Cellular component (GO): Prp19 complex; U2-type catalytic step 2 spliceosome; U2-type catalytic step 1 spliceosome
Molecular function (GO): pre-mRNA binding; metal ion binding; U6 snRNA binding
Source: RefSeq, a predicted model, not a curated record
AACACCCUUUGUUGCUGUCAUUUGUCAAACGUCACAACAGAACGCAAAGAAGAAAAAGUCGUGGUGCUGUAUUUUCCAAGCGUGAGUGUUUUAAGGAAAAUACAGCUUUUCAUCAAUAGAUUUUGGUUUUGGAAAAAUACAGCUUCAUUCCAUUGCCAUUGACGUGAACAUAUUUGUUUUUACACAGAUUAAGUGUUUAUAAAAGCUUUCAAAAUGGCUAUGUCCAAAACGACCAACACAUACAAUCGACAGAACUGGGAAGAUUCGGAAUUUCCAAUACUUUGCCAAACAUGCCUUGGGGACAAUCCGUAUGUUCGUAUGAUUAAAGAACGCUACGGCAAAGAAUGCAAGAUCUGCACACGUCCAUUCACCAUCUUUCGUUGGUGUCCCGGAGCCAGGAUGCGUUUCAAAAAGACAGAAAUUUGCCAGACGUGUAGCAAGCUGAAGAACGUUUGUCAAACAUGUCUGUUAGACCUGGAGUACGGCUUACCAACACAAGUGCGAGACGCUGCACUCAAGAUACAGGAUAAAAUUCCAGAGAGUGACGUAAACAAAGAAUUCUACAUCCAAAACAUUGAAUCGCAACUGAAGGCGGGUGGCGAUAAUACGGUUGCCGCAGGAACAGUUGGCAAAUCGCUAGCCGCAAGUGAUAUGCUGGCCAAACUAGCUCGUACCGCACCCUACUACAAGCGCAAUCUACCUCAUAUUUGCUCGUUCUGGGUGAAGGGUGAAUGUAAACGAGGCGAAGAGUGUCCCUACCGACAUGACAAACCCGUUGAACCGGAUGAUCCAUUAUCGGAGCAAAACAUUCGUGACCGGUACUAUGGCCGAAAUGAUCCGGUUGCGGACAAGCUGAUGAAACGCGCUGCUUCGAUACCAACUCUUGACCCACCGGAAGACAAAACGAUCACUACACUGUAUGUAGGCAAUCUGGGCGAGCACAUCACUGAGGUCGACAUACGGGAUAAUUUCUACCAUUACGGUGAAAUACGCUCGGUGUCACUAGUUCCCAGGCAGCAGUGCGCAUUCGUCCAGUACACCAAACGUGCUGCAGCUGAAUUGGCUGCCGAGAAAACAUUUAACAAGCUUGUUCUUGGAGGAAAGAAGCUUACCAUCAAGUGGGCCCACUCGCAAGCAAAAUCGACCGCAUACGCACAGAACUCCGCUCCUCGUGGUGGCGGGGGUAGCAGUCGAAUCUUCGAUCCCGUACCCGGUCUCCCAGGACAGCUUCCCAUGCCACCCAAUCCUACCGACUACUUUAACUUGCAAGCAUCGGAAAUGGCAGUUUUGCCACCAGGAAUGAAGAUACACCAGUUGCCACCCGGGCUGAUUCCGGGGGCGCCAAGUUAUGCUUCAAUGUAUCAGCAGCAGCAAGCUGGCGGUCCUUCAGGUAUUCCACCACCGGCAGCUGGUCCAAGCACCAGCAGUGUUGGUAACAGCGGCGGUUCUGGACAUGGUAUGGUUCCGCCAGCAAUGCAACAACAGCAACUACAUUAUCCGAGUCAGGAUCCAGCUCGGUUAGGAGCUUUGAAAAAAUAACUUAUAUCACUUUAACAUGGUGAUAAUGUCUAGAGU